This is a messenger RNA of Cuscuta epithymum, 3031 nucleotides long. Lineage: Eukaryota; Viridiplantae; Streptophyta; Magnoliopsida; Solanales; Convolvulaceae. The record is from the annotation of a GenBank genome assembly.
CUUUCCUCCUCUCUUCAAUAUUAUAUUUUGUAGUUUAUAUUUCAAUAUGGUAUCAGAGACAUCCAUUUCAGUUUAGUUUCAGAUUUCAGUUUAGUCAUUCAUAUCUCAGUUUAGUUUCCAGACUGGGUUCUUUCUCCAAGAGCUGAUUUCAUUCCACAACCUUCAGAACCUCUUCCCAAACCAUGAGUUAACUCCAGAACAUUACACACCCUUCUGUCUCCAAGAAACUCACUUCUACAGAACCUCUAUCCAGACUCUUAUUCCAGAACAUCAAAAGACCCUAGAACCAGAUUCUUAAUCCAGAAAAUCAAUUAGCUGCUACUUUCCAGAAAAUCAAUUAGCUGCUAAUUUCUCACAAACUCAAUUCAGUUAACUUUAUAGCCCAAGAUUCUUUAGGCCAGAAUUUGAGUCACAACCAUACUCAGGAGGUGCGCCUACCUUAGACGACCCAGCAGCCGAAAUCUGACACCCAACUGGAAGGAGAGCGUGCUACACGCGCCACCACAAGUUUGACGCGUGACACCUCUUCUCUGGCCGGAGAUUUGAUCGGAACCCUUCAACAAGCUCGGUCCUCUACCAUCAGGUUAUGUUACUUCACUCUCGCUCUUUCUCUACAAAGGGACAAUAGCUGAGGGAGGAAGUGUAGUGGUUGGUCGCUCGCCGGGGUCUGGCAUCGAAGUAUCCAGACAUACGCACGCUAGGUCUGGCAUCGAAUAUUUGUGGACAUACGCAUAUGUCAUUUAUUCGUUUAUACGUCGCUGGGGGAUACGCAGGCUCUUUCGUUUAUUCCUUGGGCGUCUGGAAUCGGACUUCUGUCUGAGUCAAAGCUCAAGUAAAUUGGAACAUUUAUUCUCCAAGGUCCAGUCCACAAAUGGGCUGUCAGGAGUAGUAUGCAAUUACUGCAAGAAGCCCGGGCACUUGAUUACAGAAUGCAGAAAAUUGCUGUUCAAAAAUCAAGGAAAUCAGCUAGCUCAUGUUGCUUCCGCUCCCAGUUCAUCUGAUGGAUCAAUUGCCAUUUCUUCAGACGAGUACGCCAAAUUUAUUUGCUACCAAGAAUCUCUAAAGCAUUCCUCUGUCCCUACUUCGGUAAUUGCUAAUUCAAGUAUUUCAAACACAUGUCUUGUUUCAUCAUCCUCGAAAUGGGUCAUUGACUCAGGUGCCACAGAUCAUAUGACCGGAUAUGUUAACGAAGCAGAUUAUUGGUAAAGGACAUGAGUCAACUGGUCUUUAUAUUUUGGAUACAUCCAUCACAAAAAGUAUCUCUUGUCUUGGGGUUGGGACUUUGUUAGAUGCUCAUUACCGAUUAGGACAUCCAUCUCUCUCAUUAAUGAAGCAAAUAAAUCCCCAAUUUAAUAAGAUGACCUCUUUACAAUGUGAGUCAUGUCAAUUUGCGAAACACCAUCGUACUAGCUUAAGCUCGCGAGUUAAUAAAUGAGCAAAUGCUCCAUUUGACCUUGUUCACUCUAAUGUUUGGGGUGCUGCCGGUUGUUUCUAAAGCUGGUUUUAAAUAUUUUGUUACCUUUGUUGAUGACUAUUCUCGUAUGACAUGGUUGUAUUUCAUGAAACGUCGAUCUGAGUUGUUCACUCAUUUUUCUUCCUUUUGUGCUGAAAUUAAAACUCAGUUCAACAUUCCUGUUCGGGGUGUUAAGAGGAGACAAUGCCUAGGAAUAUCUAUCUGCUACAUUUAAGUCAUUUAUGCUUCAACAUGGCAUUAUUCAUCAAACUUCAUGCAUUGACACACCUCCUCAAAAUGGAGUUGCAGAACGAAAGAAUCGACAUCUAUUAGAAACUGCAAGGGCUCUUCUAUUCCAAAUGAAUGUGCCUAAACAGUUUUGGGCAGAUGCCGUGUCUACUGCAUGUUUUUUGAUAAAUUGAAUGCCAUCUUCUGUUUUGAAUGGUAAAGCUCCUUAUCAUUGUCUAUUUCCAAACAAAGAGCUUUUUCCUAUCCCACCUAAAAUAUUUGGUUGCACUUGUUUUGUUAGAGAUGUUAAUCCUCAUCUUACAAAGUUAGAUCCCAAAUCAUUAAAAUGUAUUUUCUUGGGUUAUUCUCGAGUCCAAAAGGGGUAUAUAUGUUUUUGUCUGAGUACUGGUCGGUAUCUUGUUUCUAUUGAUGCAUCAUUUCAUGAAAAUACACCUUUUUCAUCAUCUAAGCCAGAUAUUCAUGAGUAAUGAUGAUAUACUCAUUUACACGAUGACUAUUUCUGAGUCCACACUUUCAACAAAUAUUCCACAAGUAACUGUUCCUGACCCUAGGCCUCCCGUACAUUUGGUAUACACCCGUCGACACAAAGCACCUGAUCACCCUCCACCGGCGAUACCUAUGAUUACUUAUCCUGAUACUAGUUCAACUCUGAUCUCAUGUCCUGAACCAGUACCCGCAUCUUCAGAUCUUGUCUCUACAUCAGAUCUUGACCUCCCAAUCGCACUACGUAAAGGGAAGAAAUCUAUUGGAUGUAAGUGGGUCUUUGCUGUUAAGGUAAACCCAGACGGAUCUGUUGCUCGGUUGAAAGCCCGAUUAGUUGCGAAGGGUUAUGCUCAAACCUAUGGUGUUGAUUAUUCUGACACUUUUUCUCCUGUUGCUAAAUUAACAUCUGUCAGGUUACUUAUUUCACUCGCUGCAACUCACGAUUGGCACUUACAUCAGUUGGACAUUAAAAAUGCAUUUUUGCAUGCUGACCUUAAGGAAGAAGUCUAUAUUGAGCAACCUCCGGGAUUUGUUGCUCAGGGGGAGUAUGGUAAAGUUUGUCGACUUCGCAAAUCUCUUUAUGGUCUGAAACAGAGUCCUCGUGCAUGGUUUGGAUAAUUCAGUCAAUCAAUUGAACAAUUUGGAAUGAUAAAAGGCAAAUCAGAUCAUUCUGUCUUUUACAAACAAACAGAAUCAGGUGUCACAUUGCUUGUGGUGUAUGUUGAUGAUAUUGUGAUUACAGGGAGUGAUAAUGCAGGUAUUUUGGCCCUUAAGAAUUUUCUGCAUAGUCAAUUCCAGACAAAAGAUCUUGGCUCUUUGAAAUACUUUCUGGGAAUUGAGGUAACA